CUUCCCCGCCCCCACCAGCAGAUCCUCUACACUCUGAAAAUGGUCCCCACCCCUUCCACGCCCCCGCCCCACCUCUUGCCCCCCUUUCCAACCCCCUCUUCUUUGCCCUGGGUGGUUUCUUCCGAGGAGUACAGAUAAAUAGUCCUGUCAAAAGGCGCCGCGCGCCGAGCCUGGGCCCGGGCGACGACUUCUCUCAGCCACGCUCUCCCGGGUCAGCAGCGGGGCUCGUUCUCUGGGUUCCGCGCUUCCCGACCCGGGUCUCUGGUCCUCACCGGAGUUCAGCCUGGCCCCCGCCUCCGCGAGGGAGCGGAAGGCGGAGGCCGCGAGACUGGCCUGGGGGCGGAAGGCGGGGGCGUGGGGGACACGGCGAUGUCCACCAGCUCGGGGAGCGACCCCGAGGAGAUGGAGCUGCGGGAGCUGCAGCGCGGGUACCCGGUCCCCGUCUCCAAGAGGCCGCCCCUCCGCGGCGCCGAGUGCAGCUACAUCUCGCCCAGUGACAACUCGUCCGCGGAGGAGGAAGACCCCGACGGCGAGGAGGAGCGCAGUGCGCUGGGCGCGGCCGGCGGCGCCGGAGGCUGCAAGAGGAAGCGGCCCGGGGUGGCGGGGGGCGGCGGGGGCAAGAAGCCCCUCCCGCCCAAGGGCUCGGCGGCCGAGUGCAAGCAGUCGCAGAGGAACGCGGCCAACGCCCGCGAGCGCGCUCGGAUGCGCGUGCUGAGCAAAGCCUUCUCCAGGCUCAAGACCAGCUUGCCCUGGGUGCCCCCCGACACCAAGCUUUCCAAGCUGGACACGCUCCGGCUGGCUUCCAGUUACAUCGCGCACCUGCGGCAGCUGCUGCAGGAGGACCGCUACGAGAACGGCUACGUGCACCCGGUGAACCUGACAUGGCCAUUUGUGGUCUCGGGACGACCCGACUCUGACACCAAAGAAGUUUCCGCAGCCAACAGAUUAUGUGGAACCACCGCUUAGAUCGAACUCGAACUUACUUGAAGGGAUUACUGGUUAAGCGAGUGUGUUUGGGGGUCAGGGAGAGAAGGGAGAGAGCUUGAGAACCCCCGAGAACGGGAGGACAGUUCCAUUGGAUUCUACUAGACUCCCACCCCGGGACUGUGAACUCGACAGGUGGCGGGCAU
Messenger RNA from Lipotes vexillifer (Yangtze River dolphin), 1130 nucleotides. RefSeq names its product musculin (gene MSC). Gene Ontology annotation, molecular function: protein dimerization activity; DNA-binding transcription factor activity, RNA polymerase II-specific; RNA polymerase II transcription regulatory region sequence-specific DNA binding. The transcript has 2 exons. The record is from RefSeq and is a predicted model, not a curated record. Gene Ontology annotation, biological process: skeletal muscle tissue development; regulation of transcription by RNA polymerase II. NCBI's taxonomy places the organism in Eukaryota, Metazoa, Chordata, Mammalia, Artiodactyla, Lipotidae. The coding region runs from base 370 to 966 and encodes 198 amino acids.